AUGACAAUUAAAUGUUUGAAUCAUCAAAGAUCACACGAAUUCAUUUGUUAUCAAUGUAAUAGUUUGAUGUGUUCAAAAUGUAUUACCAUUCAUAUCAAAGAUCAUCCUGAUCAUUCCGAUAAAAUAGAACAUAUCGAUGAAAUCAAGGAUUCAUUGAGUACAUUAAAGUUAGAUGAUAUUAUUGACACCACAACAACAACAAACAAUAAUGACAGCACUAACAGCAUACCAAGACACAACAUGGUAGUGAAAGUGAUACUCAAAGAGAUGCUGAAGUUCCACAGAAUACCUUACAAGCCAGGCGCAGUCUACCAGUCUGAUACCAUUGAGAUCCUACAUGAAGCCAGAAUAGAUAAUGCACUAACCAAAACCAACAAACCAGAUCUAAUCGUUAAGAACCGAACCAAGAAAUCAAUCAAAAUCAUCGAAAUAUCAGUACCAUAUGACAACAACAUUGUUAAAAGAAGCCGAGAUAAGAUUGAAAAAUACCAACCACUAGCAGCCGCACUUAAGAAGAGUAACCCAGACCACAAGGUAGCAGUCAUACCUAUAAUCAUUGGUGCCUUUGAGAAUGAUAUCAAACAACAUUUUGAACAAUUACAUCAAUAUCUAAUCAUUGAAGAACAUAAACUACAAAGAGAUAUUAUCAAUGAUAAACAUACAAUCACAAAUCAAAUCGAUAAAAAUAUCAUGAAUUUGAAAUAUUUAAUAAAUAUUAUAAUAUUAUUUAAUAAAUUAAAUAAUAAUAAUAAUAGUAGUGAUAAUAAUAGUAAUGGUAUUAUUAAUAACGAGGAUACAUCAAUUAUACCAGAUACAACAACAUUAUAUUCAACAACAACAAUAAUGGAAUCAAUAACAACAAGUUCAUCAUUACAAUCAUUCAUCAAUCAUAAUAAUCAAACAUUAUUCAAUGAUAAAAAUAAUAAUUAUUUCAAUAUUGAUGAACUUAUCAAACAACAUUCCUCAGAUUCAUCAUCAAUAUUAUUAGAUAUCAUUCAUAAAUACAACAAUCAAUUCAAUGAAUCAACAACAAACACAGACGAUAAUAACUUAACAUUAUCAUCAUAUAAAUUAACAAUCAAACAACCUGAUUUCAAUCAAUUGAAUUCAAUCAUUGAACAAUCAAUCAAACUUGAUAACAUUGAAUCAACUGAAUCAAUAAAUACAACAACAACAACAAACAACAAUGAUAAUAAACAAUCUUAUAUUUUCACAACACACCAAUCAAAAGGAGCAACACUGAUCAACACAUCAAACAACAAUUCAAUUGAAGAAUUAAAGUUUGAUUAUCAAUUUGAUUUUAUAUACUCCGCUAUUGUUUCAAUUGGUGAAUAUAUCUAUAUAUUCGGUGGAUAUACCAAUGAAAACAAAUGGAUUAAAAUAUCAAUUCGAUCGAAAUCAAUUGAACAUAUUGGUGAUAUCGAAGGAAUCAAAGGUGAUUAUUUUAUAUCAGUUUGUUAUGAUGGUCAAGAUCAUAUCUAUUUAGUGAAUGGUUGGAAAAUAAAGAAUAGAAUUGAUCGAUUCAACAUCAAAACAAUGAAAUUUGAAUCAUAUCAUCAAAUACCUUUUGGAUAUGAUCGUCAAGUAUCAUCAAUGAUCUUCAAAGGUUCAUUAUAUUCAAUAUCAUACAAUCAAUAUAAGCUAUUUCAAUUCGAUUUAACAAACAGAACGAUAAUAGAUCAUCAAAUUGACAUUAUACCAUUCUCAGCAUGUCAUGACAACAAUGGAAAUUUCUUCAUAUUAGAUCGAUUAAACAAACGAUUCAUCAAAUACAAUGUUGAAACCAAACAAACAAUCAAUCUCAAUGCUGUUCCUCUCGCAAAUGCAUAUUAUCCAUUUGUGAUGUAUCAUCGAGAAUCACCAACAUCAAGUUAUAUCUAUUCAUUUGGCUAUUCCAAUCGUGGUGUGCUUCCACAUCAAUUACAUUUUAAUAAAUAA
Messenger RNA from Heterostelium album PN500, 1938 nucleotides. RefSeq lists its product as uncharacterized. Lineage: Eukaryota; Evosea; Eumycetozoa; Acytosteliales; Acytosteliaceae. The coding region runs from base 1 to 1938 and encodes 645 amino acids. The record is from RefSeq and is a predicted model, not a curated record. The transcript is spliced from 4 exons. Gene Ontology annotation, molecular function: protein binding.